GCAAGCCUUUACUAAGGCUUUCAUUUCCGCUUUGGAUGUCCUUGAACAUGAACGCAUUAUUUUUGGACUCAACCUUGAAGUCCACAUAGAAUAUUCCACCAAUUCGAACAUUCGUUUCGCCUUGGCCCUCGUUCCACGCGAUCUGCCCUAGGUUGCUAGUGCCCGACCCGAUGCAAUGGUGGAUCGACAUGAUCUCCCGCAUCCUUGAACGAUCCAAAAGGAGCCGCUUAUUAUACUGGUAAACUGGUACCUACCUGCCAGCUGGUACCUGAGUAGUAGUCUCUAUGUGAAUUGAUAUAAGGAGGCCUACUUCCGUCGUUGCACUUGAUUAUGCCUCUUCUAUUCAGAUUCAUCACAGGUCUUCAUCCGUUCUAGUGACUGCCUUUUUUUGCAUUCGUCAUUCUUUUUCAACCAAAUUUCCAUUCUUUCCUGACUUGAAGUCAACAACACUCAUUACCGCAAGCCGGCUUAACUUAAACGAACAAUUUUAUAUCUGUAUUACCUCGUGCCUACCAUUUUACCUACGCACCAGUUAUCAAUCUAUUCAAAAUGCCUUCUACAUUCACCUCAACUCUUUUGGCUGCCCUCGCUGGCGCCGUUUCUGUUGCCGCCCACGGCCAUGUUACCAAAGUAACCAUUGACGGCAAAUCGUAUGAUGGAUUUGACCCUACUUCCGCACCCUAUGGCACCCAGCCAGACAGCGUCACCUGGAGCAAUGGUGCCAAGGAUAACGGCUUCGUCUUGUCCUCUGCUCUGCAAGACCCCGAUAUAAUCUGCCACUUGGACGCUACCAACGCAGCUCUGUCUGCCCCUGUUGCGGCAGGUGGCGAGGUCUCGCUUACUUGGAACCAAUGGGCCGACUCCCACAAAGGACCCGUCAUCGACUAUCUCGCGGACUGCGGCGGCGACUGCUCCACCGUAGACAAGACCACUCUCAAAUGGUUCAAGAUCGCCGAGAUGGGCCAGCUCACGCUAGGUUCCGGCGGUGGCUCGGUUGGCAAGUUCGCCGACGACGUCCUCAUCGAGGACGGGCUUACCUGGAAGGUGACGAUUCCCUCCACCCUCAAGGCCGGAAACUACGUUCUCCGCCACGAGCUCAUCGCGCUCCACGAGGGCGGCACCGAGGGCAAGACCCAGAUGUACCCGCAGUGCAUCAACCUCCAGGUCACCGGCAGCGGCACCGCGUCUCCCCCCGCUGGCGUCGUCGGCACCGCGCUUUAUAAGUCCACCGACGCCGGCAUCCUCCACAACAUCUACAACGACGAGGCCCUCUCCUCCCCGUCCGACUACCAGAUCCCGGGCCCUGCUCUGGUCGCUCUUGGUUCUUCCGCAGGCAACAGCAACAGCAAUGGUAAUGCUGCUGUCUCUUCCGCUUCUUCGACGACGGCUGCUGCUGCUGCUACUACCGCUUCCUCGGCGGUGUCUCAGGCGACUGCCACUACUGCUUCCACUGUUGUUGUCGCGACGUCUUCCGCUACUGCUAAGGCUACUGCUACUGCUACUACCAAGGCUACUGCUGCGGCUACCACUAGCAAAGCUAGCGCCGUGCAGACAGCCCAGCCAGCCUCCAACUCGCCUGCCACAACAAGGCCGAAGAAGACCUGUAACGGCAGACGUCGGCGCCACGCUCGCCAGAUCAAGAAUGUGAUGUAAUUCUUGCCAGAAAUGAGCAAUGAACUGCACGAGUAAAGAAACUUUGUUGAAGGAGGGGGGUUAAGGGGGUUAGUUCGCUGUAUAUUGUACAUUUUUUGAUACCAUGAGACAUAUUAUGAGAUGUUUGAUGGUAUGUAUUUAUUUAUUCUUAGCUUUGGAUCGAAUUAAAUUCUAC
This is a messenger RNA of Hypoxylon fragiforme, 1828 nucleotides long. RefSeq names its product lytic polysaccharide monooxygenase. The transcript has 2 exons. Bases 550 to 1653 code for a protein of 367 amino acids. The record is from RefSeq and is a predicted model, not a curated record. Lineage: Eukaryota; Fungi; Ascomycota; Sordariomycetes; Xylariales; Hypoxylaceae.